AUGUGUUCGGCGCCGCUCCGCCUCCUUCCGACGUCUUCCUCUUCGUUUCUCUGCGCUUCUCCAAUCAGAAAUGCUCUCUCGUCGGCCCUUUCCGCACAACAUCGGCCAUUCUCGUCAACAAUCGCGGUGUGCGCACGCAAAAUGGUGAGUGCUUUCCUUCUUUUUUAUUUCUGGGAUAUGUAUACUUUUGAGCAAAAAAGUAUAGCAUUUAACAAGUAUAUGCCUUCAAGUUGGGCUCCCAUCUUAAAUCGGAUUAUUUGCAGCCAGUUCUCACGGAAACGGAAAGAGCCGACAAGCUGCCAGGGCUCAAAAAUGCCGGUUGGAAACUGGUCGAGGGCAGAGACGCCAUCCAGAAAAUGUUCGUUUUCAAGGAUUUCAAUGAGGUAACACAUCGCACCGUCCGAGUCCCAACUCUCACAAAUGCCAAUGAACGGAACAGUUUGAAAUGUGACAGACACAUGAACAUUUCAAAAACGUUGAGGCUUCCCUGGUCCUUCAAAUUUGAACUUUUCAGGCAUUUGGAUUCAUGACACGUGUCGGAUUGAAGGCCGAAAAAAUGGAUCAUCAUCCCGAAUGGUUCAAUGUUUACAACAAGGUAAUUUGCGAGAAAAAAAAUGUCCGAAUUGAAUUCAUUUCAAUUUGCAGGUCGAUAUCACUCUGUCCACUCACGACUGUGGCGGUCUCUCCGAAAAAGACGUCAAAUUGGCGAAUUUCAUCGAAUCUGCCGCCAAAAAAUAA
This is a messenger RNA of Caenorhabditis sp. 36 PRJEB53466, 738 nucleotides long. The record is from the annotation of a GenBank genome assembly. NCBI's taxonomy places the organism in Eukaryota, Metazoa, Nematoda, Chromadorea, Rhabditida, Rhabditidae.